AUGGAUGCUGUUGAAAGUGAUAAUCAGACAGAAGAUUCUUCCGGUUAUUCCGACGAUGAAGUUGUUCAAGAGCAGAUUUCUCUUGCUUUGAUGGAUGAUGUGCUGGAACCACAAACACGUCAUCGACCUCUAGAAAUGAGGGUAAUGAUCCAAGUAUAUUGUCCUUCUCAACAAAUACAGUCCGCAGUCGGUCUCGCUAUGUUUGGACAUGAAACCAUAGUACGGACAUACCAAAGAAAGUUCACCAAUUCACGCAACGGUACGAAUCAUUUACCUUACCUGAGUUAUUCUAAUGAAAAUUUACAAAUAGCCAUAAAAGCAAAAUUGCAAAUGAAUCACUAA
Messenger RNA from Parnassius apollo (apollo), 342 nucleotides. The record is from the annotation of a GenBank genome assembly. Lineage: Eukaryota; Metazoa; Arthropoda; Insecta; Lepidoptera; Papilionidae.